Molecule: messenger RNA, 927 nt
Organism: Mixia osmundae IAM 14324
Lineage: Eukaryota; Fungi; Basidiomycota; Mixiomycetes; Mixiales; Mixiaceae
Exons: 1
Coding region: 1-927 (308 amino acids)
Source: RefSeq, a predicted model, not a curated record
AUGGACCUACUCAGCUCAGAAGACGUCUCCCGCUUGAUCCCAAUCGGCAACGGCAGACAGCUCUACGUGCACGCUACCGGCCCCUACGUGCCCGAUGUGCCGCUCGUCUUCAUUGUUCCGGGCAUGGGAGACUGCUCUGCGACGUGGCUAGCUGUUCAUCGUGCCAUCAGCUUUGCUCGUGUCUUCAGCUAUGACAGAGCAGGACUGGGCAGGAGUCCGGAUGUGGACCAAGAGCGAACGAUGGAUCAGAUCCUCGAGGACCUCACGAGCUUACUCAAAGCUGCUCCAUUGCCUGGACCGUUUGUCUUUGUCGGGCACAGCUACGGUGGCACGAUCCUGCGUGCCCUGUUGGCCAAACAGGACAGUCUCUUUGCAGGCUACGUCGCCGUCGAUGCCAUUCCCGAGACUUGGCAGCGUCCCUGGCCCAAAGACGAUAUCAUGGCUGUGUGGGCAGAUGUAGAUUAUUUCGAGGUGUCAGGACUGAACUCGGACAACGUCCUCACGCCGGCAGAAUGGAAACGUGUACACGAGCUCACAACGAGCGACGAGGAUACUCAGAACAGAGAGGACAAGUAUAGUAUGCCCAGUCACGAAGCUCUCUACAAGCUCGACCAGUUGGGCGGUGCGCCACUGCUCGGGAAUCGACCCGUCUGUGUCGUCAAAGGCGAUGUCGUGCGCGAUUUUCAGAGGAUCUGUGAUGCCGGCGUCAAGGCCGGCAAUGGCACGCCCGAGCAGCAAAAGGUCUUUCAAGACAUCGUCGAGCUCUACCGUUCAACAGAGGAUGAAUUGCACGAGCGGCAGCUCAAGCUCAGUACACGCGGGCACAUAAUCCGCACGCGUCAUUCAGGUCACAAUGUACAAGCUACCGAGCCAGAGCCUAUCGCACAAGGCAUUCGCUGGGUCUUGAGACAGUUGGCCACUUUGUAG